Molecule: messenger RNA, 6108 nt
Organism: Dama dama (fallow deer)
Lineage: Eukaryota; Metazoa; Chordata; Mammalia; Artiodactyla; Cervidae
Gene: BTRC
Product: beta-transducin repeat containing E3 ubiquitin protein ligase
Exons: 15
Coding region: 123-1940 (605 amino acids)
Molecular function (GO): protein dimerization activity
Source: RefSeq, a predicted model, not a curated record
CCUGAGAGGUAAAGAGGGCGGAGGAAAGGAAGAGGAGGCGGGAUUCGGGCGCUGCGUUGGCUGCGGCCUGGCACCAAGGGGGCGGCCCCGGCGGAGUGCAGACCCAGUGGCCCCUAGCGAUUAUGGACCCGGCCGAGGCGGUGCUGCAGGAAAAAGCGCUCAAGUUUAUGUGCUCUAUGCCCAGGUCUCUGUGGCUGGGCUGCUCCAGCCUGGCGGACAGCAUGCCUUCGCUGCGAUGCCUGUAUAACCCAGGGACUGGCGCACUCACAGCUUUCCAGAAUUCCUCAGAGAGAGAAGACUGUAAUAAUGGCGAACCCCCUAGGAAGAUAAUACCAGAGAAGAAUUCACUUAGACAGACAUACAACAGCUGUGCCAGACUCUGCUUAAAUCAAGAGACAGUAUGUCUAGCAAGCACUGCUAUGAAGACUGAAAAUUGUGUGGCCAAAACAAAACUUGCCAAUGGCACUUCCAGUAUGAUUGUGCCCAAGCAACGGAAACUCUCGGCAAGCUAUGAGAAGGAAAAGGAACUGUGUGUCAAAUAUUUUGAGCAGUGGUCAGAGUCCGAUCAAGUGGAAUUUGUGGAACAUCUUAUAUCCCAAAUGUGUCAUUACCAACAUGGGCACAUAAACUCAUAUCUUAAACCUAUGUUGCAGAGGGAUUUCAUAACUGCUCUGCCAGCUCGGGGUUUAGAUCACAUUGCUGAGAACAUCCUGUCAUACUUGGAUGCCAGAUCACUAUGUGCUGCUGAACUUGUGUGCAAAGAAUGGUACCGAGUGACGUCUGAUGGCAUGUUAUGGAAGAAGCUCAUCGAAAGAAUGGUCAGGACAGAUUCUCUGUGGAGAGGCCUGGCAGAACGAAGAGGGUGGGGACAGUAUUUGUUCAAAAACAAACCUCCUGAUGGAAAUGCACCUCCCAACUCUUUUUAUAGAGCACUUUAUCCUAAAAUUAUACAAGACAUUGAGACAAUAGAAUCUAAUUGGAGAUGUGGAAGACAUAGCUUACAGAGAAUCCACUGCCGAAGUGAAACAAGCAAAGGAGUUUACUGUUUACAAUAUGAUGAUCAGAAGAUAGUAAGCGGCCUUCGAGACAACACAAUCAAGAUCUGGGAUAAAAGCACAUUGGAAUGCAAGCGGAUUCUCACAGGCCACACAGGUUCUGUCCUGUGUCUCCAGUAUGACGAGAGGGUGAUCAUAACUGGGUCGUCGGAUUCCACGGUCAGGGUGUGGGAUGUAAAUACAGGUGAAAUGCUGAACACAUUGAUUCACCAUUGUGAAGCAGUUCUGCACUUGCGUUUCAAUAAUGGCAUGAUGGUGACCUGCUCCAAAGACCGUUCCAUUGCAGUAUGGGAUAUGGCCUCCCCGACUGACAUCACCCUCCGCAGGGUGCUUGUCGGACACCGAGCUGCAGUCAAUGUUGUAGACUUUGAUGAUAAGUACAUCGUUUCUGCAUCUGGGGAUAGGACUAUAAAGGUAUGGAACACAAGUACUUGUGAGUUUGUACGGACCUUAAAUGGACACAAACGUGGAAUUGCCUGUUUGCAGUACAGAGACAGGCUGGUUGUGAGUGGCUCAUCUGACAACACAAUCAGAUUAUGGGAUAUAGAAUGUGGUGCAUGCUUACGAGUGUUAGAAGGCCAUGAGGAAUUGGUGCGCUGUAUUCGAUUUGACAACAAGAGGAUAGUCAGUGGAGCCUAUGAUGGAAAAAUUAAAGUGUGGGAUCUUGUAGCUGCCUUGGACCCUCGUGCCCCUGCAGGAACUCUUUGUCUACGGACCCUUGUGGAGCAUUCUGGAAGAGUUUUCCGACUCCAGUUUGAUGAAUUCCAGAUUGUCAGUAGUUCACAUGAUGACACAAUCCUCAUCUGGGACUUCCUAAAUGAUCCAGCUGCCCAAGCUGAACCUCCCCGCUCCCCUUCUCGAACAUACACCUAUAUCUCCAGAUAAAUACUCAUACACUGACCUCAGACUCGCCCAGGACUCAUUAAAGUUGCGGUAUUUAACAUAUCUGCCAAUACAGGAUGAGCAACAACAGUAACAAUCAAACUACCACCCACUUUCCCCGGACUAGCCGAGGAGCGGGGCUUUAAGACUCCUAUUGGGACACAGUUGGUCUGCAGUCGACCCGGGAUGGUCUACUCAGCACAGCUGACUGCUUCCGUGCUGCUAUCAGAAGAUGUCUUUUAUCUUUUGUGAAUGAUUGGAACUUUUAAACCUUACCUCCCCUCUUUCUUUCCCCUCUGCACCUGUUUUUUCCUUAUUUGGUUCCAGACAAAGAUGACUUAUAAAUAUAUUUAGUGUUUUGCCAGAAUCUCUCUUGCUUUGCUCUUAAGCAGAAGAACUAGUUUCCCUGUGUAGCCUACUAGGAGAGAGCCACUUCUAGGGGACGGGCGAUGCAGCUUCAAGCCAGACAGCACCUAGUGUCUCCCUGUAAACUGCAGGCGUGUCCAGCACCCAGCAGGACCUGCCCCAACCCCACUCUGCUUAGGAGGAGGCAACUGUCUGUAUAGCCUCUGGGGCAAGAAAGAAAGAAAACAAGAAUAUACGCCCUGGAAGAUCUGGGCCUCUUUCGUUCCAUCUCUUUCUCUGUUUCUGUCCCUCUUGCCCCCUGCUGUCCCACUCGCCUUCAACAUGUUUCUCUGCUCCACCUGAGAAGAAAAAGUAUGAAGAAAGUAUCCUCAGUUAUCAUGAGGCAAAUGAGGAAAUGCAAUACUUAGAAGAGUUAAAAUGUUUUUCAGUCAAAAUUUCAAACCCAGGCUUUGGCCGCAAGUGACCCUUUGUGGCAGCAAUGGAUUCUCAAACAUGGUACUCUCCUCAUAUUUGCAACUCUUCUCUCUUCCCCUUAGUUACACACCCCACCCCCACCCUCAAAAGGGAGGCGGCAGAAAUUUCCUGGGCUCCAUCAAUGGCCACAUCUUUUCUGGACUCAGCAGUCUCCUGGAUUCCAUGUAGAGUGUGGAAAGGAGUUGCUGAUUGCAUUUCCUCUCAUUAACAGUUAGAUGUGUAAUAAAAAGCAUUGUACUUCAUCUUAAAUCACUGCUAAGGCUCAGCCUACAGAAAGAACUGAAAUGGCCAGAGCCAGUUGCUCGGUACUCUCUGCAUAAUAGUUUGCAUCUCUGAUUUCUUCAUCAGAGCCUGUGAGUACCCAGAGCACCUGUCUCUUUGCCAAGACCAUGAUCAGACUAGCUUACCAGGUGGUCAGGACUAAAAGGUGAUGUCUUUUUCACUUAGGCCAGUAAAUAUCGUCCCUCAAAAAUCAAGCUAAUCAUCUCAGCCUUGCACUGCAGAACCUUCCUUCUGCUUUUCCAAACCUGGUAUUUAUAAAAGGCAAAGCUGCCAGAGAGAGAGAAUCAGGGUGAAGUUUGGCAUACAGGGUUUAUUAAUGGUGCAGAAACUGCCUUCUCUUUACUUUUCUUCCUUCUCCUGGCCUUAUUUUACUCUCCACUCUCCCCAGCCAAUAAAAUUUUUGUGGCAGUUGGUGAGCAACAUAAACAAAUGAACUUCAGCAAGGGCCAAGGCUGACCGGUAGGAGCUUCAGGUGAGGGCAUGUAUGCCCCCAACCCGGUAGCACAGGGAGUACUAUCCCUGUGUGCCCCACUUGUUUCCAGGUCAGGAGUGGGCCUGCACCAGCCAUCUCAUGGGACACAGACACACCCAUCAACAGCCGCAAGGCCCAGGGCAGUCUCAAGGGUCCCUUGGAAGCUGAGUUGACAGGCCCAUUGUUUCCAUUACUGAUCAACACAGUUGAGUAAAAGAAAAGCCUCUUUUAACCAGCUGCUGUAAAAUUUCAGUGGGAGCCUGUAGCAGGUGACCUCAAAGCCAGGCCACUUUAGUUCAGCAAGGGAGGCGGGGAGAGAGAAAGCCAUCUUCACUGUUCCCUCUGCUUUGCCAGAAGGAAUCCUCUUUCCAAAACGUGCCCAGACCGAAUGUUUUUUCAUAGUGAGAGGCAGACUGUGCGUAUGUAUUUUCCCUUUCCUGCUUUAUGAGUGCUUUUAAGCUUUUAGUAACAGGUUAUAGAGAGAAAUAUUUUCCAGUGUAAUGAUAUGUCAUUGCCAGGGAAAUAUUUUCUGAGUAUAAUUCCCUUACCAACUACCCACAUGCUAGAGAAAUGUCUUCUAUUUAGCCACUAUCAGGGUUCCUUGUCUAUUGUCUUGACUAUUAAUGGAUUUUGAUUGGUUAAGGAUUUUCUAUAGAUGAGGCAGAGGGCUGACCAUCCUGAAAAACACCCAGGUCAGGCACUAAAGAGGCAAUGGAUUUUGAACUGUUUCAAAAUAUUGUCCAGUAGCCAUAACUUUACCAGCCCUUCUCUUACAUGCUGCUAUUCAGAAGUGGAACUGUGGAAUAGUCAUUGGUGCCCGGGGUUUUGCUCGCCCAUCUAGGUUCAGUGUAAGGUAUGUUCUUUCUAAGACAAUUUUGGGAGCUUGUCCAGUACAUCAUAAAUGAGAUCAAGAGUGGACCCUGCAGUCUGGAGCCAUCAGCUCCAUCAAGGAUAUUCUGCAAGUUGUCCUCUGCUGCUGUUGGAAAUGGGAAUGAAGUUAAGUGGUCUGAAAAACUUGAGUCAGUCACAUUUCUCAGCUCUGGGGGUCAUUUACCAGUUCACUGUAGAAGAAAUAAUCAGGUAAGUAGAAGUUCAUUUCCAGAGAAGGUAAAUCCCACUUACCAUCUCUGCAUGAUUUCAGUGGGAAUUGAUUAUCACUAAUCCCCAGCUGGGCUAGAAUAAAUGUAAAGUUUGACCUUUUUAAAAAGAAAAGAGAAAAAAGAAACAAAGAAAGUCUUAACACCUCCAAAGAAAUGGUAGAAAAGGAAGUGAAGGUGUCUCUGGGCUCUGAAAUGAAAUGUCCCCAUUGUAGAUUAGUCUCUUCUCACUAAAAUUCCAGUGUGGGCCUGCCAGAAACGUUUCAUAAAGAUAGAGGAAUCGGGGACUUCCCUGGUGGUUCAGUGGCUAAGACUCUGUGCUUCCAAUGCAGGGGGCCCGGGUUCAAACCCUGCUGUAACUAAGACCUCAUGCAGUCAAAUAAAUAAAUAAAUAUAUAUUUAAAAAAAAAAAAAAGAUAGAGGAAUCGUGUUCAAAAGCAAGCGAGGAGCAUGUGCAUGCCCCUGCACCCGGUUGCUCUAUGGGCACUUGUGAGCUCUCUGUUCACACUGGGGCUUCUUGGACAUAACCAGCAUGCCUUGCUACAUGUGUGUAUUUCCACUGCUGAGAACAUCCUUUUAUUUCCCUCUGUGCAGUUUGAAAGUGGACAUGAAUUGUGAAUGGGAGGCCUUUUACACUUGUCUCUUGGCAAAAUUCUUUCCAAUGACUCUUUACCAGAAAUUUCAGAGACAGACUCUCUGGAAUUCUACUGACAAGUAAUAAAGUCUGGCCCUCAUAACUUGUUUUGGGGAAGGAUCCUGGGACCCCUAAAUCAUUCUGUUUUCUGCUUGAGUAAGAAAAAUCCUUUUUAUUUUUCUUUUGUAAAACCAAAAGUUGAAGAGAAGAAAAUAUGCACUCUUUGCCAUUUCCUGGUACCCACUGGUCUGAACAGCUGUGGUUACUUAGCACUUGGUUAUAUGUGGAAAUUCAGGGCUUUGGGUGGAGUGGGCGGGGGGAUAUUAGAAUAUUAAUAACUAGGGCAACAUUUUCUUCCCUAGAAUUAUACACUUUGGUAUUGUUGACCUUCUUGGCAUCUUAUGUGGUAACACCUUCCUGCCUAGAAUAGUGCAGGCCAGAGAGGCUAGGCUGCAAACUUGAUUCUGGAGGAAUCCAAGGUACUUUAGGUGUAAAAGGGGAUGUUUAGAUGCCCACCACCUGUCUGAUUAUCAGGUUUGCCAUAUUACUUUAAUCCACAUUUGUGAUCUCCUCCUCCAUUUCUGAGUUCAACAGACUUCCACGAUCUGGAGAGCAUGAAAAGGUGCCCUUCCUUUUCUUUGCCUUCCUCUCUUCCCUUCUAGAGUAACCCUCACUUCUAUCAAGUGUACCCGAUCCUGCAGGCUGAGUUCAUCUCCUCAGACUUCAUCCACACAGCUGAUCGCUGACAGACCACAAACCCCUUAAAUUAUCCACAGACUCAAAAUAAUCUGUGCCAAAAAGACAGCCAUCUCUUAGUAGAAUAAAGCUGAGUUUUGCUUCUUGUUA